Molecule: messenger RNA, 1413 nt
Organism: Parnassius apollo (apollo)
Lineage: Eukaryota; Metazoa; Arthropoda; Insecta; Lepidoptera; Papilionidae
Source: the annotation of a GenBank genome assembly
AUGAGUAGUAAGUCACGUGCGUGGGAUUACUUCAAAAAGACUAAUGAAAAGUUUGCCAAGUGUUCUUUGUGUAAAAGAGAGUUUAAACUAAGUGGAAAUACUACGAACUUGAUCGAUCAUAUGAAGAGAAAACAUAAUGAGGUAUGGAUGUGGUCAUCCACUGUUUCUGUUACUCAAGACGUAGAUACCACUGAGCAAAAUGAGAAAAUGGGCCCAAGCCCUAAAAAGAGAAAUACGCUAAAAAAUUAUUUUGAUAGAAGUAGUAAAUAUCCAGAUGGGAAAACAAAGCAAAAUUUGGAUAACAAAUACGUGCGCAUGAUUGCUGUUGACAUGGAACCUUUGCGAAAAGGAGAACAUGAAGGAUUUCGGGAUUUUGUAAAUGCUCUCGAUAGUAGAUAUGAAAUUCCUGAUACAACAAUAUUGAAAAAGAAAUUACUGCCGGAAUAUUAUGAAAACGUGAAACAGAAGCUCGUCAUAGCAUUAUCGAAAGCAGAACAUGUUAGUGUGACUACUGACUUAUGGACAUCAAUUGCAAAUGAAGGCAUCCUUUCAGUUACUUGUCAUUUCUUUCACAACGAAAAAUUAAUUGCACCAUUAUUGGAAGUUGUGAAGAUGGAAGGAAGUCAUAACGCAGAAAAUAUAGCCAGUAUGUUGGAUGCUACUCUCUCAAAAUGGGAUAUCAGGUCAAAAUGUGAAGCAAUAACGACUGAUAACGCUCAAACAAUGAUUAACGCCGCAGCCAAACUGCAUAUACGACAUAUACCCUGCUUUGCGCACACACUAAACCUGACGGUAAGUGAUUCGUUUGCUGUGACCUGCUUAGACCAGAUUCUGAAAAAAUGUAAAUCGAUUGUGACUUUUUUCAAGAUGAGUACUCUAGCUAGCGAUAAAUUACGGGCUAUUCAACGUGAAUUAAAUAAACCAGAACUGAAAGUGAUCCAGGAAGUACCCACCCGCUGGAACAGUGCAUACCACAUGCUGCAAAGAAUUGUUACAAUGAAGACAGAAUUAACUCUCGCACUUAAUGAAUGUAAUCGGGCUCCACCAGGAGUCAAUGCUGACGAAUACCUAAUUAUUCAAGAAACAAUUCAAAUUCUGGAACCUUUCGAUCUAGCUACAACAAAAAUUUCCGGAGAAAGCUAUAUAACAUUGUCACUGAUAAUACCAUUGAUUCGUGGAAUAAAAACGAAAUUAGUAGAAGUUGAAUCUCAAAUUGUUACUGAAAGCGGAAACAAAAUAUUACUCUGCAUGAAGGGAUCAGUUGACAAAAGACUAAGUCCCUAUGAAAGCAGGACACCUGUUGUACUUUACUUACAAUAUUGGACCCCAGAUUUAAGAAGAAGGGGUUCAAAACAAGUGACGACGAGAAGCGAGCUGGUCAGUGGCUGGAAAAGGCCUAUGCUAGCCAUUUAA